This is a messenger RNA of Durio zibethinus, 2299 nucleotides long. RefSeq names its product triacylglycerol lipase 2-like. NCBI's taxonomy places the organism in Eukaryota, Viridiplantae, Streptophyta, Magnoliopsida, Malvales, Malvaceae. Gene Ontology annotation, biological process: lipid metabolic process. Gene Ontology annotation, molecular function: hydrolase activity, acting on ester bonds. The record is from RefSeq and is a predicted model, not a curated record.
AAAUCCACCUAUGGGAAGACAAUGUGAAAGGUAAAAAGCUCAUUUCAAUAGGAUUAUCCACAUGCAGCCCAUUGCAUUGCUUCUGUUCGUGUUUGAUGGAUUUAGCAGAGGCAUAGGUGAUCUUUUUUCCUUUCAGCUUGGUUCAUGUUCAAAAAGAAAAUUGCUUCAUGGGUAAAGAUUCUGGUUAGAGUUCUGGAAAUUUUGGCAUUGAAAAGCUGCUAUUAUCAUCUGUUUAUUUAUAUUUUCCUUAUAUUUGAAUAUCAUAGAGAAACCAAUGCUUACAAAUACACAUGGGAGACAAAAUUAACAUGCAAUUGGUCUCACAUUGGUAGAGGCUUUUGAUGUGCAGAAAGCCAGCAACCUUCUUUCAACAUAUACAAUGAUCCAACAUUGAAAACUUUUAGAAUUGUGAGAGAUGAAAGUGAAAGUGGAAGUGAAAAUCUUAAAGUUUUAGAGUAGUUUGACUCGUGACAUCAAGUUAAAAGAUUAAGCUAAUCAAACUUCAAAAGCAUCUUUAGCUGCCCCAUUUGUAGGUUUAAACCUGAUUAUGGAACAUGACAUGAAACAACAAGUGUCAUAAUGGGGACCCCACAUUUUCCUUUGUUUAUUUACGUAAAGGAAAAUUCUUCAGCUUAUAAUAACUUCCCACAGAGAGAGGGAGUUUUCAAAAGCUAAAGCCUCCCCUGCAAUCAGUUUCAGGAUUUUAGCAGUGACAUAAGUUUCCUUGAUGUUUCAUGGAUUACCAUAUCCUGUUUGUUGGUGAUAAAAAGCACUACAAAAAGCUCCAUCUUAGGUCCCACUUUCUUUUCCCUUCUCACAGGAAAAAUCGUGAAAAGCGCCCCAUUUAAGCCCAAGAAAUCUUAGUUUUCAGUUAAUCCGAAGGCAAGAAGUCUUGUUCCCACUGCGCGUGCCGCUUUAUCUUCUUUCUUUCUCUUUAUAUAUAGCCAUUGGUUUUAGCCUCCACAUCCUUCAAAGACAUAGCCAAACCAAAACGUGCAAGUUAUGGGUCCUCCUGACUUGUUAAGUUUGGCCCUGUUGAGCUUAUGCCUUCUGGUCUUGGUGGUUGAGCCUCAUAGAGCAUAUGGCUCGAGCCGUGGUUCGUUUGGCCUAAACAAUGGUCCGGCCACUCCAGCAGCCAAUGGAAUAUGCGCCACCUCAGUGACUAUCCACGGUUACAAAUGCAAGGAAUAUGAAGUGAAAACCCAAGAUGGCUAUAUCCUUAAUAUGCAAAGAAUUCCAGAGGGACGUGACGAUGGGAGUACUAGCACUGGAAACAAGAAGCAGCCAAUACUGAUACAACAUGGUGUCCUUGUGGAUGGAAUGGCAUGGCUCCUGAAUUCACCAGAACAAAAUCUACCAAUGAUUUUGGCUGAUAAAGGUUUUGAUGUUUGGAUUGCUAACACUAGAGGGACUAGAUUCUGCAGAAAGCAUGUUUCCCUUGACCCUGGCCAGCCGGAGUUCUGGAAUUGGUCAUGGGAUGAACUGGUGAGUUAUGAUCUACCAGCUGCUUUUGACUUUGUGUUCAGCCAGACAGGGAAAAAGAUUCAUUACAUUGGUCAUUCCCUGGGAACUCUUAUAGGUUUAGCAUCCUUCUCAGAAGGCCAUCAGGCAGACACACUGAAAUCCGCAGCCUUUUUAAGCCCAAUUGCAUACUUAAGCCAAAUGAGCACUGCACUUGGUGUGGUUGCUGCUAAAGCCUUUGUUGGUGAGAUCACUACAAUGUUUGGAGUAGCAGAAUUCAAUCCAAAAGGACAGCAAGCGUCAAUCUUUCUCAAGUCCUUGUGCAAUUAUCCUGGAGUUGACUGCUAUGACCUAUUAAGUGUAAUUACUGGUAAAAAUUGCUGUCUCAAUUCCUCCACGGUUGACCUUUUCAUAAAGAACGAGCCUCAAUCCACAGCAACCAAAAACAUGGUGCACUUGGCUCAGACUGUUCGAGAUGGGGUAAUUGCGAAGUACAACUAUGGCAGACCAGACUAUAAUCUGAUGCACUAUGGAGAAGCCAGACCACCGAUUUACAACAUCUCCAACAUUCCUCAUGACCUUCCCAUCUUCAUUAGCUAUGGAGGCCAAGAUGCCCUGUCUGAUGUUCAAGAUGUUCAGCUAUUGCUUGAUGGUCUCAAGUUCCAUGAUGUAGACAAGCUCAUGAUUCAGUACGUCAAGGAUUAUGCCCAUGCGGAUUUCAUUAUGGGAAUAAACGCCAAGGAUAUUGUGUAUAAUAAAGUUAUUCAGUUCUUUAAAAAUCAGCUAUGAUCCUUCAAAGAUUUAAUUGUUUUUAGUAUUUUUUAUAAUAAUAAUAAUA